CUCUAGGACUGCAGAGAAGGGGAGGCCUUCUCUCUCAAAGGAGUUUCCUGGCUUCUGAGGGCCAGCAGUUCCGGCCAUGAGGUGGGGCUCCCCAAAGCCCUGCCUCCACACCCCUCCCUCCCCCCAAGAUUCUUUGGAUCACUAGCCACAGGUGCUGGCUCUGCCGUGGGCUCCAGGUGCUGCCUAAGAGUGAACCAACCAGCCUCCCGGUGGCUAGGGUCUGAGCAAGAAGGCCAGAACCCACCAGCCACAGGAAGCAGUAGGCAUCAGGGACUCUUGAGGAACAACACCCCAGCUCCAGCUCCCGCCAGCCUAUCUCACCAAGUGUCACUGGAAGCACUCCGGACAUCCCCUGAGGACUUGUGCCCAGCAGAAGCCUUCAAAAGGCUAGACAAGAGUGAAGUCAGUGGACAGGGAGGCCAUUGAGGCCUCAGAUCACCUCCUCCCUCUUCAGGGGACUCACCAAGCUUCCACUUCCACCAAAUUACAGACUGGGGUCUCAAACCAAGUUAGGGACUAGCUGUAUGAUUCAUGGGGCCUGGGGGUGAAUUAAAAUACGGUACCUGUGCUAAAUACUGAGGGCUUUCAAGAGAUGAGGAGGGCAUUCAGCCUAACACUGUGGCCCUCUCAGGUCCCUACCAGCCCACUCUCCAUUGCCAUUAUGGCUUCUUAUAAUAACCCUCUGCAGCUCUGCUCCAGGGCCAUGCCAACUUCGGGCUCCGACCUCAGGCCAUCCUUGGAAAGCUCAUGGGUCCUCGGGUGCAGGAUCCCUAAAGAGAGACCUGGGAGGCAGAACCUGGUCUCCUCCUGAUCUGCAGCCACCCACGAUCACUGAGGGGUGGAUGCUUCUGGGCUCUCUGAGCUGUGGCUGCCUCUCUCCAGGCAGUGAGGCACUGAUGUUGCAGGAGGGGUUGUCCCUUAGAAUCAUGUUGGGGAUUCCAGGCUGAGGGUACAGGAGAGAGAGGAUCUGACCCCACAAUUAGUUACUCCUGGAGGGGUAGGCUGACCUAGUAACCUGUAUGCAGUCUGGGCUUAGAUACGGUAGGAGGGUGACAGGCUCCUGUAGCACAGUGGGGUAGACUCAAGUUUUAGAAACCAAGUCCUGGCCACCAGCUGCCAUCUAGGGAAGCUGGUUGGGGGGAUCUGAGUUCAGGGAGUCACAGUGGCCCCCAGCCCCCAGCUGGGGGUCCCACCCUUCCUGCUCAUGGUGGAAGAAGCCAGGCUGUCGGAUGUGUACUCUCCUCAGGCCCCAGGAAGGUGGGGUACAGAGGCCAAGGCAGCUUCAUGGCCUCCUCCUUCCCACUCCCAUGCCAAGGGUGGCCAAGCCGGCAGGUAGGCAAGUUUAGGCCGGCAUUGAUUCAGCAUGGAGGAAUGUUCAGGCUCUCCCAACUAUGCCUUGCCCCUGCCUGCCCCCGCCUCGCCCUCAUCCCCAGGCACUACUGGCCUGGUGCCUAUGCCAGCAAAGCUCCUUCAGCCUAGGCUUGCUGGAGCGCAUGCCCACUUGUUGGUGGCCCUAUGCCCUGUACCCCCAGCUCCCUCCCACAUGACCUCAUGGCCCAAGCUGCUCUUGGCCCGGAGGCUACAGUAAACUGGACUACCUUAUAGAACAUGGUAGGUUCUUCGGAAUGCGGGGGGCUAUGAUGGGUCCUCCUUGUGAAAUGAGACACCCCUGAAAAUGAGAAAAGGCCUCUGAGUCCAUGAAAAAAGGGCAAAGUUCUCCAUGCAAUGUGUGUUGGAGGGUUCCAGUGGGCAAGGGCCAGCAAAAGCAGGUACCAGGCUGCCCAGGCCUGGCCUACUUGGCUAGGGUUGGGGCCCGGGGAAGGUGGCAAGAGGCUGGGCUUGUGGCAGUGAAGUCAAUGCUUUGGCCAAGGCCCAGAGCUUCUCUCUGCCUAGCUUCCUGACUAGCAACCUUGCCCCUGGCUACCUAGGCUGCCUUCUAAUCUAGGGUGGACCGAGUACUUGCUGCUGCCAGUUGAAGAGGCAGUACACAAAGGUCAGAGGGCCACCCCUCAAGUGACCUGGAUCCCAGUUAUCUCCUCCAAGCCAACAGGGGCAGGAAGAUGGGGCGUGUCCCAGACCCCCGCAGCGCCUCAGCUCCAGUCCACACCACUGCUCAGCCCAGUCUCAUUCCAGACCUCGUUACCAGGAUCCCCUGGCCCCGCUGGGCACUCUUGAUCACCAUUCUUGCUGCUGGAGUCCUCCUGGUCUCUUGUCUGCUCUGCGUCAUCUACUGCUGUUGCCGCCGCUGCCAACGCCGGAGGAGGAAGCAGCCCAAAGACAAAGAAGCUGUGGGCCUGGGCAGUGCUCACAGCAGCACCACUACUCACCUGGUUCAACCAGAUGUGGACUGCCUGGAGCCCUGCUCUGGGGGUCCCCGACAGUGGGGGCGACUGCUGCUGUCACUGGAGUACGACUUUGGAAGCCAGGAGAUUAGGGUGGGCCUGAGGCAGGCUGAAAACCUGAAAGCUGAGGGCACAGCAGACCCCUACGCCCGCGUCAGUGUUUCCAGCCAGCCUGGGAGAAGACACGAGACAAAGGUGCACCGUGGGACUCUCUGUCCCUUGUUUGAAGAGACAUGCUGCUUCCUAGUCGCCCCUGCAGAGCUGUCCGGGGCUACCCUAAAGGUGCAACUGUUGGACUUCAAGCGGUUCUCAGAACACGAGCCGCUGGGGGAGCUCCGACUAUCACUGGGUACCGUAGACCCUCAGCAUGUCCUGGAGAGCUGGUACCAGCUGGGCGCUCCAGGUACCACUGAGCCUGAGCAGAUGGGGGAGCUGUGCUUCUCACUGCGCUAUGUGGCCAGCUCAGGCCGCCUGACUGUGGUCGUGCUGGAGGCUCGGGGUUUGAACCCAGGGCUUGCAGGGCCCUAUGUGAAGGUCCAGCUCAUGUUAAACCAGAGAAAAUGGAAGAAGAGAAAAACAUCCUGUAAGAAAGGCACAACUACCCCCUACUUCAACGAGGCUUUCACCUUCCUGGUUCCAUUUGGCCAGCUCCAGAGUGUGGACCUGGUGCUGGCUGUCUGGGCUCAUGGACCGCAGCUCCGGGCUGAGCCUGUGGGCAAAGUGUUGCUGGGUCCCCGGGCUUCAGGUCAACCCCUACAGCACUGGGCAGAUAUGUUGGCCCAUGCCAGGCGGCCCAUCGCCCAGUGGCACCACCUGCAGUCCCCCAGGGAAGUGGACCAAGCUCUAGCCCUGAAGCCUCGCCUGCCCCUGCCCAGGCCUUGCUCCUAAAAGAACCCUAGGCUUCAGUUUCCCCAAAUGGAGCUGUGGCAUUUGUCCAGGCUCUUCAGAGCUUUCUGUAAUAAAAGCCUUCUCUUUCCCACUCAUGUGCCCUGAUAGAACCCUGUGAGGAGGACCAGAGACACGAGGUGGGCUACAUCUUGGCACCACCGUCCUCUCAAGGAUGGGGUAGUGUGCUCUGAACAGAUCUGCCAGUCCUGAGCCUCUGCUGAAGGCCUGAUUAUGAGGUCUUCCCUAGGAAGAUGGCACCAUCCUCUCUGCCAUCCAGGGUUGGCAGAGGAUCAGGGGACUAGAACUGGCCCUGUGGGGACAAAGUGGGCAACUGGGGUGAAUUGUGGGUAGGGACAGUGUGGGGAGGAGACCCCAACACCAUGAGCGAAGGUGGGAUAGAGUGUCCUCUGUACUAUCAGCAGGGGGCAGUAUGUGCCUUUCGAAGCUGCUCUGAGGCCUUUGGGGGCUUGCAGUCCUGGCCUGUGAUAUACCUCUUAAUCCCAGCACAUCUGGCGGGCUUUAGCAGCUCCAACCCUCCUCUGAUCCUCUGGGGCCCCAGAGCAGCAGGGAUGGGGCCAAGCCAUGAUCUCGGUGUCUCUGGGUGGGGUUCAGAAGAGGGAAAGGGGUGAGGGCCUGGCCCCAGCGAGCCAGGCAAUGCAGGGCCUGCCUAGGCAGCUAAGGGCCCUGAGCCCCCACGGGUCAGAGAGAGGUUCCUGGGGCGGUGGCACCACUCUCUGGGAUUGAAGGACAUGUUCCAAGUUGCCUGUGCAGAGAGACACCCAUGGGCAGGGCGUGUGGCAGGCUGGGAGAGGCCCAGCUGCUGGUCCAGGGGCCCAUUUGCUCGUCUCCCUAGGCAGAAGGGCAAGUUCACUACAAGAGGUGGGCAUCACUCUCCUGAGCCCUGACUACCACACAGGGCCAGGGAGACUUGUUUUGUUGUUUUGUUUUGUUUUGCUUUUGUUUGUUUUUGUGGAGUGGGUGGGUGUCCAGUUUUUCAAGAGGACUGAUGUGGUGAACAGUCAUCCCAGGGGCCCAAGUAGGGAGAGAGCACCCAGCAGGCAGUGAGUGGCCGAGUGUAGCUCAGUCUGAUGGGUGUUGAGCUACAAGGCCAUUUGACAGUGACUCUAGUUCAGCCCACUUGCGAGGUCAGGUUUCCCUUGGAUGAAGACUUUAGUGGAUGCUUGAGCUGGGUACCUUGGAGACCCACAUGCAACUCAACUCCUGUUGUCCUGAGGGCUCUUGCAGGAACAAGGGUGGCAUCUUGAGCUCGUCACUGAGACAUAAAUAGAGUAAACCAACCCCCCCACCCCAAGACUUCUUGGACAGGCCAGCACUUGGGCUGACUGGCCAGGAGGCUG
This is a messenger RNA of Peromyscus leucopus (white-footed mouse), 4588 nucleotides long. RefSeq names its product synaptotagmin 8 (gene Syt8). Bases 2061 to 3230 code for a protein of 389 amino acids. Gene Ontology annotation, cellular component: dense core granule; synaptic vesicle membrane; axon. The record is from RefSeq and is a predicted model, not a curated record. NCBI's taxonomy places the organism in Eukaryota, Metazoa, Chordata, Mammalia, Rodentia, Cricetidae. Gene Ontology annotation, molecular function: clathrin binding; phosphatidylserine binding; syntaxin binding. Gene Ontology annotation, biological process: calcium ion-regulated exocytosis of neurotransmitter; regulation of dopamine secretion; cellular response to calcium ion. The transcript is spliced from 9 exons.